Molecule: messenger RNA, 1631 nt
Organism: Pecten maximus
Lineage: Eukaryota; Metazoa; Mollusca; Bivalvia; Pectinida; Pectinidae
Product: N-alpha-acetyltransferase 80-like
Exons: 5
Coding region: 109-870 (253 amino acids)
Biological process (GO): protein acetylation
Cellular component (GO): cytoplasm
Molecular function (GO): N-acetyltransferase activity; acetyl-CoA binding
Source: RefSeq, a predicted model, not a curated record
CCUUGUAAAACAAACAUUCGGUACGCUAUGAUCAAACACGCCGGCUACUUCCUGUCUUACGAUGUAAACAAACCAGCGUUGACUGUUGUGUAUAGUUAAUGUCCAAAAAUGGAAUUGACGACAAGGGUAUUGCAUGACUAUCCACAAUAUAUGGAAGAAUGUGCAGAUAUUCUAAAUGAAGAAUGGCCAAGAAGUAAAGCGGCGAGGCUGCACAGUCUACAAAAGUCAAAUGAGAAGUUCCCAGUUUGUCUAGUACUUGUCAACAAAGAGAAAGGAGAAGAACUAUUGUUGGGUCACAGCAAACUGUCCAUCGUGUAUGGAAAGGAGAGCUGUUGUCUUAUAGAAUCAGUUUGUGUGAGGAAGAAACUAAGAGGGAAAGGAUAUGGGAGAGUUAUCAUGCAAGAGUCAGAAAAAUAUGCCACAAGUCGGGGCUACCACACCAUGUACCUGACUACACAUGAUAAGCAGGAUUUCUAUAAACACCUGAACUACACCUUCUGUGAGGCAGUCAUCAGCUUUGGUGCUGAUCCUAAACUUAUACCAGAACAUUUAAUAAAACAGCUGACAGCUGCAACCUUGAGACCUCAGGAAAAGGAGCGGGAAUCUUCAGACAAACAGAACAGUAUAAUUCUACCCCCACCUGCCAAAUCAACCCAAGAUGGACCCUCCCCAAAAUCAUCAACUGCUCCACCAUGUCCACCUCUUACACACAGCACUGCCCCAUUAGCUCCACCCAAUCUUACUGUUCCACCACCUCCCCCACCACCACCACAACCCAUUUCACAGGACAAAACAUCUAAUCAGGGAAAACCAGAGAUAGUGAAAUGGGACCCUAGACACAUAUCAUGGAUGAGGAAGGAUCUCAGUUGAUACAGCAAGGUGCCGAUGGCAUUUAUAGAGCUGUACUGCUGCAGAGUAUCGGAUAUGACCCUUCAAACCACUUUAGUCCUGUGUAAAACUUCAGUCUUAUGUAAAGGGAGUUCCAACACUGAGGUAUGAGUACACCUGUUGUGUUACAAGUAUAUUACUGCAGAAUUGAACUAAGUUUAACUAUAUAAAUAACAUCAGAUUCACUGCUGUCCCAUUCAUGGCAUCCCUUUCCUGAAGUCCACUGUCAUUCUACAUGUAUUUAUGGAAUUAAGAUCAGGUUUAUAAUCAGAUUGGUGCAAUAAUUUAACACUUUAUACAUCCAAGAUUUAACUAUCCAGUUUGAUAAUGCUGAAAUACAUGUACAGUGGAUUAUUUCCUGGAAAAUGCUAUUUUGUUAAGAUUUCAUAAGUGUUACAAGAAACAAUUUGUUCUUGAGAUAUAUUUAACAUACCAAUCUCAAACUGAUCUGAUGUCAGAGAUCUGUGCAUGGUACUGUUCCGAAUGACCAGUUCUUAAAACAUGUUUCAUCGUAAAGCUGAAAGUUCUUUUUGUACUCUAGAUAUACUCUUUUCUUAACCUAAGUGUGAACAAAGAUAAAUUGAUAGCUUGAUAUAGAAGUCUCACUUGAUUCAAGUCUUGCCUCUGAUAUUGUGUGAAGAUCAGGAUUACCUACAUGUACAGUAUAUGGUUUACCAGAUACUUAGCAUUUAUGGAUAUAAAUGUCUGGUAAAAAAGUGAUUAAAGGGACAUCACGGUAAAAA